AUUGGUCCUCAAAUUUAGCUAUAUGUGCAUUUCCCACCUAAACCCAACCCCCAAAAUUAGUAGUAGUAGCCAUUUUCCCCUUCCAUUUUGUAUUUUCUCCUUUCCCUCUCCCUCACAAUAUAUUCACACAGUUUAAUUAAAAGUAUCAACACUGAUGUAGCAACGAAGAAAAAGAAUUGGGAAAAUGUCUAGGGAAAGAGGUGAAGUGAUUUACAAGAUUUACAGAGCCCUAACUUAUGGCCUAUCGCCGUUGAUUCAUCUUCAUCUACGGUGGCGCAAAUUCCGAGGCCUCGAACAUCCUCUUCGCUGGCGCGAGCGUCUCGGAAUUCCUUCUCAGCCUCGGCCACGUGGCACUCUCUUCUGGUUCCACGCUGUCUCCCUUGGUGAAGGACUGUGCGCGAUUCCCGUGAUCAAAUGCUGUGUAGAAAGGAGGCCUGAUGUAACUGUUUUGAUGACGACAACCACCACAUCGGCAUUCGAGGUAAUAAAGCACCAGCUUCCAAAAAAUGUCAUUUAUCAGUUUUCUCCAGUUGACACUCCUGCCGCCAUUGACAGUUUCCUUCGUUAUUGGAAACCUAGUGCGAUCAUGUUGAUAGAAAGUGAGCUCUGGCCAAACCUGAUUAUAGGCGCUGCAAAAAAUAGGAUUGCACUUGCAUUGCUUAAUGCUCGAAUAUCUGCAAAAUCUUAUGACAGUUGGUCUCAGCCAUUUAUUAUUCCUCUGACAUCGUUAAUGCUCUCUAAAUUCUUGCUGAUUCUUCCACUGAGCACUACCCAGGCAAUUCGCUUGCAACUGCUGCAGUGUCCACCCUUCAUCAUAAAUUUUUGUGGUGACCUAAAGUAUGCUGUAGGGAACAUUGACACAGAUGAAGGGGAUCAGAGAGCUCUGAAAGAGUUGCAGCUACAACUUACGAACAGAAAAGUUUGGAUGGCAUCUUCUAUUCAUAAGGGUGAAGAAAAAGUCAUGUUGGGAGUACACAAUGCACUAAAGCAAAUACAUCCGGAUAUCAUUACCAUCAUUGUGCCUCGGCAUCCUCAGCAUGGAGAACAAAUUGCUUUGGAAUUGGAGAAAGAUGGAGUAAGGGUAGCAUUACGAUCGCGUCAUGAUAAGCUCAUGCCAGGGACAAACAUAUAUGUGGUUGACACAUUAGGAGAAUUACAACAGUUUUACAGACUAACACCAAUAGCUGUGAUUGGAGGUUCAUUUCUACCAGGUUCAGCUGGUCAUAAUAUUUCAGAAGCCGCUGCAGCAGGCUGUGCAAUUUUGACUGGUCCUUAUAUCGGGCAUUUCUCUCAUAUGGCAACAGAGAUGCAACGGUUGAAUCCUUUGUCAGUAUUACAGGUUUCUGGACACAUUCUUGUCAAAGCUCUCAGCAACCUUCUCAGUGAUGUAAAACUUUUGGAAGCACGUCAAGAAGCUGCUAAACAAGCUUAUCAUGCUCUGUCUUGUGGGAUUACUGAAAACGUUUGGAGCCUUCUAGACUUCCACGUUUUUCGGAUUGCACUGGCAAACCAAGGUUUGAUGCUGUGAACCCCUUUCAUCAGCUCAUCCUAUCCAUGAUUGGACUAUGUCAUGCUAAAAAAAGGCCUUCAGUCUUCACGGUUCCUACAUCAAAAUCAGGGUAUCUUGAACAGGGAAGAAAAUCUCAUGUAAAGAACAUAAAUAAUGUUUCCUCCUUUUCCUGGAUACCAGUUUCUGUUUUGUUAAUUUUCAUUAAUGUGAUGAGAAAUGUCUCGGCUCAAUGGAUGCUAGACUAAGCCAUAGAAUACCUCAUUGGAUAUCUGGUUGUCACCUAUAUAUCAGGUUCUCUCCUUCUCUCCUGUUAAUUUUCAUUAAUGCGAUGACUGAUGAAAAAUGCCCUCAGCUCAUUGCAUGCUAGACUCGGUCAUGCAAUACCUCAUUAGAUAUCUGGUCGUCCUCUUUUAACUCCUCAGCUGUAAGCUUGUUUGCCUGAGAUUUCUGCAGGGGCUACUGUAAUGCAAUUUUUGUAUCUUCUUUUUAUUUGACCGAUAGUACUUCAUCUCCUGCUUUGCAGCACAAUUGUCCAUAUUCCAUUUGUUGUUUAGCUGUACGCGUUUGUUCAAGACUAACCCCUAUAAAAGACAAACUUCAUCCCAAGUCCAUGAAGUGUGUUUUCUUGCGAUACUUCCAUCUCAAAAAAGCUACAAAUAUUGUGAUCCUGCUACAAAAAGAUAUUUUAUAUCAGAUGUAACCUUUUCUAGGCUUCUCGACGUUUUUCACCUAACUCCCUCAACCAAACAUCAAUUCCCAUGGUUGUCCCACUUCAAUGCUUCCUACCCUAAUGCAUUGUCCUCCUUUUGGUGCAAGCUUCCAACAUGGUCUAGUAUUGUGAAGUGUGUGCAAACACGUUCAUGACCAAUGCCUAACUUUCCACACACAUUAGCAUGUAAGAGUUCAGAGUUUGGCACGUGUGCAUGCACUAAGGAUCUGAGGCAUUACACAUUUGCAUGGCAGUAAAUUAAAGGGCGAUUUGAAUUUCCCUCAGCUUCUUUUGAAAGUUCGCGGCAGUUAAAUAUAUUUUUUUGCUUUCUCAGAUUGUCCUUAGUGAGAUUUGCCUCCCAAGAUGCUUUAUAAGCAAAGAGCAGUCUUAAGAGGACAAGGGUUUUUCAGGGGAGGCCUCGAAAGGAAGUGUAUCACAAGUAUCAGUUAAUGCAUGUAGGAGGAGCAGCAGAAACUCUUCCCCUGUGAGAUUGCUCAAAGCUUGAAAUGAAGAACAUGAUAAUCUGAAUGACGUACAUUUGCACUUCUGUGGAUUGAACGAGAAUUUCAUGGCUGCUAUGACCAGUACUUACAAAUCUCUUGCAUCUCUGGGCUAAUUUGCUGAUUAAAAUUGUCUACACGUUACAUGGUUUCUCCACUACUGCCUACAGUUUGUUCCUUAACAAGCAUGUUUCUGCCACGUGCAGCUUUCUCCUUUCUGAGCUUCACAAUGUUGCUGACCUGAAAUUGUUUCAGCUUUUAUUGGGUUUCAUAUAAGCAACUUUCAUCAGAGCUCUAUUCUGGGGAUCACUGCCUAGAAUGUUGAUGGUGGUUUUUUUGUUUUUUUGGCAAUUAACUGUCAAAACUUUAUUAAUUACCAAGUACUUCGUUACAUAUCCAGAGCAAACUACCAAUCUGCUCAUCUAAUCAGCAUCCUACAUACCAAAGAAGACACAAAAAUCUAAGAACCAAGUAAACACUAUAACUCACUAACAAAUUCAAAGUGCGUCCUAUUCUCCCUUACUGUAGUACAUAGUGUGGUCUGUAUGCUAUGCACCAGUUUGGCUUUGUCUUUGCUGUUAUUGAACACUCUUUUCUUUCGCCCCAUAGUUCAUAGAUCACAGUUGCAAAGCUCGCCUUGGAGCUUUAGUUUUGCUAGCUCUUUGCACCCACCCCUUGGAGCUUUAGUUGAUGGUGGUUUUGGUAACAGGUAGAAGCGACCUUAGUAGACAAAACGUCCAGAAGUUUGUUCAGCUAACAAUUUCUUACAGUUAUCGCGCACUAUGACUGGGCAUGAACAAUGACUACCGGAAUUCUGUGCAAUGAUAGUUCACUUUCACUAGGAAUGCUGAGAAGUAGUGUUACAAAUAUUAUUCGUGGAAGAGUAGCAUUUUUUCAUGGAUGUUGAUUUUUGGUGCUUCCUCAGUGGCAAAAGAGUUUGAUGUUAGUGUGCUUUUUGUAAGUUGCAAUAUCUUUGUUCUGAUCCUUAUUUUCACAUUAUUGAGAUUCGUUACCACAUAAGCCUGUGAAAGUGGUGAUUCGUGAUUAUGCUAUUGCUCGUCUAACUACACAUUAAAGUGCAUAUGUUUUAAACCGUAUUUUCAGUGGAAGGCAUGGUCAACCA
Lycium barbarum (goji berry) is the source of this 3842-nucleotide messenger RNA. Its product is annotated as probable 3-deoxy-D-manno-octulosonic acid transferase, mitochondrial. Gene Ontology annotation, cellular component: plasma membrane. Gene Ontology annotation, biological process: lipid A biosynthetic process. Bases 185 to 1528 code for a protein of 447 amino acids. The record is from RefSeq and is a predicted model, not a curated record. Gene Ontology annotation, molecular function: transferase activity. NCBI's taxonomy places the organism in Eukaryota, Viridiplantae, Streptophyta, Magnoliopsida, Solanales, Solanaceae. The transcript is spliced from 13 exons.